Molecule: messenger RNA, 1056 nt
Organism: Nicotiana attenuata
Lineage: Eukaryota; Viridiplantae; Streptophyta; Magnoliopsida; Solanales; Solanaceae
Exons: 1
Coding region: 1-1056 (351 amino acids)
Source: RefSeq, a predicted model, not a curated record
AUGACAAAUGAUAAUAACACCAGUGCUGAUGCAACUUCUUCCACUCCCUCACGCCUAAUUUUCCAUGAAGAUGAUUACACCCAUCCUUGUCACCCUCUGUAUGUUCAUCCAUCAGACGUACUAGGAACUUCCUUAGUUUCCAGUCCUUUUGAUGGAAGUUGCUAUGGGAGUUGGAAACGUAAUGUGUUAGUUGCUUUGUCCAUUCGUAACAAGUUAGAUUUCACUAAUGGUACUUCUCAGAGACCUCCUGAAGGUUCUCCUCUAGCUAGACAGUGGCAACGUUGCAAUGAUCUUGUUGUCUCUUGGCUGACUAACUCUAUGUCUAAAGAAAUAUCCAGGAGUGUUGAAUACUCUAAGUUUGCUAAGGAUAUUUGGACUGAGUUAGAAGAGAGGUAUGGGAAAGCUGAUGGUGCUAGGAUCUUUGAGCUAAAGAAGGAAUUGGCUCAUAUUUCCCAAGGGUCUAUGGACAUAGCAUCAUAUUUUAACAAAGUUAAGCAACUAUGGGAUGAGAUUGCAUCUUUAUCUACUGGGAGAGUUCGAAUGUGUACUUGUGGGGGUAAGGCUGCUGAGGAUGAAGAACAAAAGGUCUACCAGUUCCUCAUGGGACUGAAUGACACUUAUGUCCAAACAAGAAGCAACAUCAUUAUGAUGAAGCCCUUACCAUCCAUUGGUAAUGUAUAUGGGAUUUUAUUAUCUGAUGAGAAGCAGAGACAAGUUUCUGCUGGAACUCAAUUUGCUUCAAAUUCUGCCUCUUUCAGUGCUGGUGUAUCCAGGCCUCCUGUAUCUCCCAAAGUAAAUUUUGAACCUCAGAGGUCUAGUACCAGCUUUAAAGGAUCUUUUGAGCCUCACAGGUCUGUUAUUGUCUACAAAUAUUGUAAGAAAUCUGGACAUAGCAUUGAUAGGUGCUAUAAACUCCAUGGUUUUCCUCCAAAUUUCAAACCAAAUAGAUCUCCUUCUCCCAGAAGGUCUGCUGCAUAUGCUGAAGUGGAUACUUCUGGUGCUUCUGCUAUGUCAGCUGGUUCUGAGGGUACUCCUGCUAUGUCAACUCCUGAAUAG